UGACACCUCUAGAGGCUAGAGCCGUUGAGCAAAACCCUAAACCUUCUCAAUUAUUCGGUGGGCACCAAAGAUUCGAGCGGUGCAGUAUUAUUUCUUUCUUGGUGGAUACGAAUUCAUAUAUUUUGCUUCUCCAUUAUGCGAAGUUAACGAAUAGUUUAAUAUUUCAAUUCUGUUCCGGCUUCUUCCUCUUAAUUUAUAAUGAGAAGAUUCAGCUGGCUAGGCCUGCGCCGGCGGUGUUUGAUAGCAUAUAUGGCCGUGGAGUCCGGCAGUCACCAGGCUCAUCCGCUUUGUAGGACUUUCCCGCCGCACCCUCGCAUAUUUCCGGAACGAUCUUUGCACAGGUGCAGUUUUCUUAUUGGGAAACCUGAUUAUACUGAAAUUACAGGAUUGUUAGUGGGAAAGCGUUAUAUUCAUGCAACAGGAUCUUGUUGCUAUCCAGCACGAGACUAUUAUGAAAUUCUUGGUGUUUCUAAGAAUGCCACCAGAGAUGAGAUCAAAAAGGCUUUUUAUGUGCUUGCCAAGAAGUACCAUCCAGAUUCAAACAAGAACAAUCCUUCUGCAAAGAGGAAAUUUCAGGAGAUAAGAGAUGCUUAUGAGACUUUGCAAGAUCCUGAGAAGAGAAACCAGUAUGACAUGCAGAGUAGGGGAUCUGGGAGUAGAGGGUAUCAUCCGGAUGAAGCAGAGGAGUUUCGAUAUCAUCAUGGUGAUGCGGAUGGAUUUAAAAAUGCUCACCAGACUCAUUUUUCUCAUUCAUUCCGCAAAAUAUUUUCUGAAAUAUUUGAAGAUCAAACCGAUCAUUUUGCAUCUGAUAUUCAGGUGGAUCUUGUGCUCUCCUUUUCGGAAGCUGCUAAUGGGUGCACCAAGCAUCUGUCUUUUGAUGCAUAUGUUCCCUGCGAUUCUUGCCAUGGGAGUGGUUAUCCACUUGAUGCUAAGACGACAGUUUGUCCAAUUUGCAGAGGCAUCGGUACAGUAACAAUUCCUCCCUUUACGACAACAUGCAGCACAUGUAAAGGGUCUGGUCAGAUUGUUAAGGACCGUUGUAUGUCAUGCAGAGGAUAUGGUGCAGUUGAAGGCGUGAAGGAAGUUAAAGUUACCAUACCAACAGGUAUGGACACUGGAGAUACCAUCCGUGUACCUGGUGCUGGGAAUUUUGGAGGACCACGAAGUCACUCUGGCAGUUUGUACAUUAAACUUAAGGUUGCUGAUGAUCCUGUGUUUUCUAGAGAUGGUGCAGAUGUUUACGUGGACUACAAGAUAAGCCUUACACAAGCUAUGCUUGGUGGAAAGGUUGAGGUGCCAACUUUGUCAGGGAAGACGCAAGUAAAAAUACCAAAGGGGGUUCAGCAUGGCCAACUUCUGGUACUACGAGGAAAAGGACUUCCAAAGCACGGUUUUCUUGUGGAUCAUGGAGAUCAAUUUGUGCGCUUUCGUAUUAAUUUUCCGACUGAAGUGAAUGCACGUCAACGUGCUAUAUUAGAAGAAUUUGCAAAGGAGGAAAUGAAUGACGAAAACAGUAGCUCUGCUGAAGGAAAUUGGCUUUAUCAGCAGCUAUCUACUGGUUGAACUUACAGGUGGCAGGCCCUUCGUGAAAGUGUGACGCGUCCACAGUUGAUGCUUGAACUAUCGUUGUUAGUAUUGAUUUUGCUGUUCGUGCGCAAAGCCAUGGGCUGACUGCUGCCUCAAGGUUAUUGACGAGCCAAUUAUCGACCAUAUGCAGCCCAUCCUUCGGGGGAACACCGUUUAUGAAAGGUCUUAGUUUUCUGGAAAAAAAUCGUUAGAAAACAGGAUCAAUCCCUUCCUCCACCCCUUUCUUUUCUCCUGAAAAAAGUUAACAAAGAUUGAUGCCAUUGCUUAUUUGUUGUAUAGGAAUAAUAGGUGUCAAGUUAUAGUAAUGAAAUCCAUUCAUUUGACUUGGUAUUCUGUUUGUUUUCAUGGAAAUAUUUCUCAACUUAAAAUACAAUUUCUAGA
Molecule: messenger RNA, 1968 nt
Organism: Tripterygium wilfordii
Lineage: Eukaryota; Viridiplantae; Streptophyta; Magnoliopsida; Celastrales; Celastraceae
Product: chaperone protein dnaJ 1, mitochondrial-like
Exons: 19
Coding region: 199-1563 (454 amino acids)
Biological process (GO): protein refolding; response to heat
Cellular component (GO): cytoplasm
Molecular function (GO): ATP binding; heat shock protein binding
Source: RefSeq, a predicted model, not a curated record